Molecule: messenger RNA, 601 nt
Organism: Chionomys nivalis (European snow vole)
Lineage: Eukaryota; Metazoa; Chordata; Mammalia; Rodentia; Cricetidae
Gene: Rps13
Product: ribosomal protein S13
Exons: 6
Coding region: 100-555 (151 amino acids)
Biological process (GO): translation
Cellular component (GO): nucleolus; cytosolic small ribosomal subunit; ribosome
Molecular function (GO): small ribosomal subunit rRNA binding; structural constituent of ribosome
Source: RefSeq, a predicted model, not a curated record
UUGGAUGAAGCGUGUACGUGUGGCGUCACUUCCUGCGUAUCUUGGCUUCCUGCGGAGUUUCCUCCCUCGUUCUCUCUUUGCUGCCAGACCUCCGCCAUCAUGGGUCGCAUGCACGCUCCCGGGAAGGGCCUGUCCCAGUCGGCGCUGCCCUACCGCCGCAGCGUCCCCACGUGGCUGAAGCUGACGUCUGACGACGUGAAGGAACAGAUUUACAAACUGGCCAAGAAAGGCCUCACUCCCUCCCAGAUAGGUGUGAUCUUGAGGGACUCUCACGGUGUAGCCCAGGUCCGUUUUGUGACUGGUAAUAAAAUCUUGAGAAUCCUUAAAUCCAAAGGCCUUGCCCCUGAUCUCCCUGAGGAUCUCUACCAUUUGAUUAAGAAGGCAGUCGCUGUCCGAAAGCAUCUUGAGAGGAACAGAAAGGAUAAGGAUGCUAAAUUCCGCCUGAUUCUGAUAGAGAGCAGAAUUCACCGGCUGGCUCGUUACUAUAAGACCAAGCGGGUACUCCCACCCAACUGGAAAUAUGAGUCAUCCACAGCCUCUGCUUUGGUGGCAUAAAUUCCCUUGUAUACACAAGCAAUAAAAUCACUUUGAAUAAAUUCAA